CUGAAUUCCCAAUUGGUAGUGCUCUGUAUGAAGUCAGCUGAAUCUCGAGCGGCUGAGCCCAGCCUGAUCAGGCUCCCUCAUGUCAGCACAGAACAUGAACAAGCUCCCUCAAUCAACUCAUCAGGCCAAUGCCUAGUAUGCCUCCAGCUACGCCCCGUCGUCCGAAGAGUCGCGAUGAUUUCGAGAUCGCCAUCAUAUGUGCCCUGACGCUUGAGGCCGACGCCGUGAUUGCCUCUUUUGAUCACCACUGGGAUGAAGACAACGGUCCGUCCUUUGGAAAAGCGCGGGGCGACCCAAACUCGUACUCAACGGGCGUCAUCGGAAGUCACAAUGUGGUGUUAGCGCACCUUCCUGGCAUGGGAAAGGUCGCAGCAGGAAACAUCGCCGCCUUCUGUCGCAUGAGUUUCCCCAACAUCAUCCUUGCACUCGUCGUUGGAAUCUGUGGAGGCGCGCCUUCGUAUGAAGACACGCCAAUAUUUCUUGGCGAUGUCAUUAUCAGCACUGGUGUCGUGCAGUAUGAUUUUGGCCGUCGAUUCCCAGACAAGUUUGAGAUGAAGGACACUUUGAGCGAGAGCUUAGGAAGACCUAACUUAGAGAUAAGAAGUCUCCUAGCAAAACUCACCACAGCACGGCAAAGGCAAAAGAUGACGAGGGCUAGUCGUGAUUUCGUCGGUCGCGUACCUGACACAUAUCCUGGACGUUCAAGGGAUAUCCUAUUCCCUGCAGGCUAUCGUCACAAGCACCAAGACUCACGAGAAUGCACUGUCUGUGCCUCUUGCUGCACAGAUGCUGACACCGUCUGUUCAAAGGCACUGAAAGCGAGCUGCGAAGAGCUUGGAUGCGACAUCAAGCAAGCCGUACGUCAGAUCCCAAGUAACAAGGACGAAAGGGAACCAAGUUUGAUGAUACACUUUGGAACAUUCGCCUCUGGAGACACUGUGAUGAAGUCUGGGAAGGACCGGGACCAGCUCAUACGAGAGAAAAAUGUGAUAGGUUUCGAGAUGGAGAGCGUUGGAGUCUGGGAGGUCUUCCCUUGCAUCGUAAUCAAGAGUGUUUGCGAUUACGCCGAUAGCCACAAGAACAAGGACUGGCAAGACUACAGUGCCUUAUGUGCCGCAGCUUGUACCAAAGCAUUUCUUGGAUACUGGAACUCCACAAAGCAAAUUAUUGAUGCCAAAGCUGAGGAAGAGGAACUUCGAGAGCGUAUUCUGAAAAGUCUUCACUUUCCAGAGAUGAAUGAAAGGAGAUCAAUUGUCGCCUCAGAGGCCCCUUCCACACUGGAGUGGAUAUUUGGUGGCUCUCGCCCUCAGACCUUUGACUCCACGUCAUCAGACGAUGGAAGAUCGGACAACGACUCGACAGAAGCAGCGGAUGGGUCGACAGAGCAGGACUCGGAUUCCGAAGAAUACAGCGACGAAGCUGGCGACUCUUACGACUAUUAUGAAAAGCGUCCUCGCGUUCCCAAACAUCUGAACGUAGAAAACCGUUCGCAUGAACAUGAAACUUUAGAGCCGUCUCUCACAGAAAAGCACGGGGGCAACUUCAAGACAUGGCUCACAUCUGACCAGCUGAUUUACUGGAUAAGUGGAAAGCCAGGAUCCGGGAAAAGCACCCUAAUGAAGUUUCUUCUGAGCGACCCCAGAACACUCGCAGCCUUGAAUAAAUGGCAUGAGGACGUGUUCAUUGUGUCUCACUUCUUUUGGAAGCCAGGCAGCUCUAUGCAAAAGUCUUUCAAGGGGCUUAUAUGCUCUAUCGCUUACCAGCUUUUAUCACACGACCCCAGUCUCGUUGGUCUUUUCAACGAGACAAUUGCCACCUUCCGUAAAUCGUCACCGUCAGACUGGGAUCAAGACCAACUUUGCAAAUUACUCUACAGCUACCGAUACCGGGCUUCUCGGGCAAUCUGUAUUUUUGUUGAUGCUUUGGAUGAAGCGUGCCCGGGGCAAGAUACCUUUGACACUCUCCAGUUCAUCAAAAGUAUGGGUACUCCCAAGAUCAAGAUCUGCGUCUCAAGUCGUCCAGAGCCCCUGUUUAAACUUCAGUUUUCAGGAUGCCCAUAUCUCCAAAUGCACGAGUUGACAAGGCUCGAUAUAUUUGAAUACUCCAAAACUACCUUGCGUCAGUCAACAGUUCUAGAGUCUCAGAGACUAGAUUUGUCCGAGUUAGCUUGGCAGGUUGCGGAGCUGGCUGAAGGAAUCUUCCUAUGGGCUGUACUCGUCACCCAAUCGUUAGUUCGGGGACUAAACAAUGGAGAUUCUGAGAAGGAGAUCGAACAACGCCUGAGUGACAUGCCAAAAGACCUUGUGGGCUUGUAUGGGGACAUUCUGAGACGUUCGGCUGAAGAUCUCCUUAUCUACCGAAAAUAUGUAUCUUUGGCUAUCAAUCUGAUGCGUAUCGCGUCUACCAGGAAAUCUCCAUUCUCGAAAGUGACAGCUUUCGAGUGUAUGAUAGUCAUGGAGCCGGAAUUGCUAGAAAGCUAUGCUGUCCUGGGCAACCGAGUUUCAAAGGCCGAGCUGGACGCAAAGACGGAAGUAAUGAGGAAGCGUCUGAACUCUGGCUGUCCUGGGCUUCUGGAGGUUACAUCCUUGAGCGGUUCAGUUGAAUUUACUCAUAGAUCCGCCGAAGAAUUCGUCUUUGAGACUGAAGAAGGCAAGCACCUCUGGUUACCUUGUGACGUUCCUCAAGAAAAGCUUUUGUGCCGGAGUUUCAAAGCCAUACUGGCUACAAACCGAUAUAUACCGAGCUGGAACUCUGAGGACUUUCUAAAUAUGCUAUGGCAAUGGGACCAAUCGCAAGCGUUCACUGUUGUAAUUUACGACUACUUCCUCGAGCUUACGCUCGAAAGCUACAAGAAGGGAUUUAUAUCUUCCCCACCAGCGAACGAAUGUAGUGUACUUUACCCAAAAGACUUUGGGGGACGUUUCAUGUCAAGUGCAUUCCGCUGUGGCCAUGGUUCAUUUGCGUUGAGGAGUACAAAGACUCUUGAGCCUUGUGCCUCACACGACACGAUUCGUUGUAUCCUCGACCAGCUAUGCCAUGAGCAUUUAUUUAAAAAGCGAAACCUGGGGACCCUGAGAGCUAUGGAAUACAUAUUAUACAUCUUUGAGCAGGGGUACAGCCCAAACUGGACCAUGCCCAGGUCGAAUAUGAAUCAUGCCAUUGGUAGCCUCUGGCUCAAAUCUCUGAUAUCGACUCUCAAAUGGAUAAUGAGAUGGUGGGACCACGUCUGGGAUAAAUCCAGAUUGAUUCCUGCUGUCAUGGAAAUUUUUCAAACCUUCCGUCGAGCGGGCGCUCAUAUGGCAGUAAACUUCCCUAUGUAUUUAGAAACGGACACACCACGGGAUCGUAUCAACACAUUCUUCCGUCCAGCAGAUGCCAUCGCUCCAGGAUCUGGUCAUAGUCUCCUUGGGCGAGCUAGGUUCAUGAUAAUUGAGAUAGACACGACAACACUGAUGGAUUAUAUCAUGAGCUGGGUACACCAAGACACCAUGAUUGUGGGAACACCUGGGGAUCCUGGCCCAGCGGCCUAUCUGAAAGUGCUUGCAUUCAGCAGUCCGACGAGCAGACGUCUUUACCUGGUUGAGUCUGAGUGGGUCUCGGCUCGGCUUGCAGAAACUGCUGAACAAGCAUUAAUGUUCCGUGAGCCUCGUUCUAUCAGCCCAGAAGAUACGCUCAAGAAGAUACUGGACAGGUGCGAUAGGGAUAUGGCAGAGUUGAGAUCCUACUGCCGUCCAACAACGAAGGAUUAUUUCUGGAAGGGGUAUCGAAUAUGGGCACCACCAGUCUAG
Fusarium odoratissimum NRRL 54006 is the source of this 3788-nucleotide messenger RNA. RefSeq lists its product as uncharacterized. The record is from RefSeq and is a predicted model, not a curated record. The transcript is spliced from 2 exons. Bases 129 to 3788 code for a protein of 1219 amino acids. Gene Ontology annotation, molecular function: catalytic activity. Gene Ontology annotation, biological process: nucleoside metabolic process. NCBI's taxonomy places the organism in Eukaryota, Fungi, Ascomycota, Sordariomycetes, Hypocreales, Nectriaceae.